CACAGCUACACUCUUGAUUGCACCUAAUCAAUAAUUAUAAAAAAGGUAUUAGUUGUUAGCAUUAUUUAUUUAAGCUUUUCACAAUGACUUUUUUUUAAUGAACUAAGUAAAAUCUGUUUUUACCAUCCAAAAUACCUAUGGCCCCUUUAUGUUUUACUCUUUUAGAAAAAUGUUGCAUCAGAAUAAAUAUUAUAUUUUAUGCUUUUUAUGAGAAAUUUUUAGUAAAUUUUAAAAGGCUUUCAUAAUCUUUAAAAAUAAAUUAAAUAUUGAUGCACCUUCAUGACCUUUCAGUCUUACAAUACACUGUUUGGUUUUUACACUGAAGGCUCUGACUCUCUGAUCAUCACUUCCUGUAACCAUUAACUGAAAAUCAGGAGAGUAGCUGACACAGUUCACCUACAUAUGAAAUAAAACAGAUAGUGUAGACAUGUAAAUGGGAUGACAUGUUCUAAUUGUUCUCAUUGUUAAUAUGCUUCUCUUCAACAUUAGAGGCCAUCCAUCAAUGAGACACGAAUCGGGGGUGGGGUCAUAACUUUAUGAUGAUGCGUGAUAAAAUUGUCUAAUAUGUGUUAAAAUUUUGUGACGAUGGGGUGGGAUGGUUAAAAAAUCUGCCAAAUAACUUUCAUUUGGAAAAUAAUUUUUGCACUAUCCUCAAAUUUCAAGGAAUUACAAAUUAUAUUAAUUUUAUAAAUUUAAAACUAGAUCUAAAACAAAGUCAUCAAUUACCUCAUCUUUGUGUCCUAUGAAUUCUUUUAGUUCACGUUGGCAAAAAUCUUUGGGUGUUGAAAACAUAAUAAGAAGAAGGUCUAUUUAUCUUUUUACUAUUUCUGCAGCUAACUUCUUGAACUUCUUCAAAAAUACUUGAUGCUUUAUUAUUAUGCCAUUUCACUGAUAUUAUUAAAAGUACAAAUCAAUUUAAACUGUAUUAUUUUUAAUUUAUAUGUCUACUAAAUUAAUACUAUACAAUACUAGCUUAGUUAGUAAGUAAUUAUGGGCAUUUAUUGGUGUUUUAUUUGUUGACAUUUCAAUAUUUAUUAAUAACUGGGUCUAUUAGUAAGGACACUAAGACAUCGACAUCAUCAUAUGACACUACUUGACUUAAUUAACUUAAAAUGUGACUGUAGUAACUAGUGACUGUAGUCUACACUACUUUAGACUUUAGUUUGGAGUUCAAUAAUAAUAAUAUACUAAUGACUAAUGAUUCAUAUGUAAGUUAGAUAGUAUUUUGUAAUAUUAUUAAUUAAAAUUAUUAUUAUUUUAAAUCAUGAUUCAAACUUUACAUUUACUAACUAACAUUUACAUUGGCCUUGGCUCUCAGUCUUGUCAACCACUCUGGUCGUGAGCCUUGAGUCUUGAACUGAGACUGAGUGAUUGGCUUUGUUGAUUACUUUGAUACUUUGAACUUUUAAGUAGUCGAGAACUAUUAGUUGAAGUUUGUCUUAAAAAUAACUUCCUAAAUCUUUUUUUUAUUAAUGACGUUAAUCUAUUCUAUUUUAAUAUUAAUUGUUAUUUUAAAAAAUUCAAAUGCAAAAUCUAGAGUUAAAAAUGUGCAAUCCGUAGUAUUUUCUUAAAAUUCCACCUGUCACUUCCGUUACCAUGAACGCUAAAUGAAAAAGUGAUUUCGAUUUUUUGAAUCCACAAUUUUAUGAACCGGAUGUUUUUAAAACAGACCUGGAUGAAAUAGCAAAAUCACUACACUAUUGGAAAAUGGAGGCCGAGGCGGCGAUUACUUCACUAGUUAAUCAACUACAGCAAAUAAGUGUUGGAAGUAAAAUUCAAGCAUUGGAUGAAUUGAAAACUGCAAUAACCGCACUUCCUUUACCAGAUCUUCGACGCAUUCUGCCGAAUCUGUCCAUAAAUAACGUUUUUGAAUGCUUGAAUACACAAGACAAGUAAGUUUGUGCUUCAAAUUUAACUGAGAAACUGUUUACUUAAGCCGCUAAUUAAUAAUAAAAUGUAUAUAUUUGGGUUAAAGUGCAGUUCAGGUGCGUAUAUUAUUUCUUAGCGCAUUUCGUAUUUUAAAAAAAUUUUAUCAUGUAAACUUACGUGUAGGCCUAUUCUUUAAUAAUUAAAUACAGGCAGUUAUAGUUAACUAAUUCUGGAUUAUAAAUCGCAUCUUUUCUUUUUAUUUUACUUCUAAAGAGUCUUUAAACAUCCCCCAACCAAAGUAUCACAGCCCCCAUUUGUUUGUAUUUUUCUUUUUACGCUAUGCCAGAUUUUUAGCCACCUAUAAGUUAGUAUGCUAAACGAAAUUUUCAAACUAAGCAUGUUCAAAAAAAAAAGAAUGAAAUACUAGAUUCUUCAUUACGCACAAGCGCCCCCCCCCCCCCCCCCCCACCUUUUUUUUUUUACAGAGAGCUCGGAAUAUAGGGGUUGUCCUUUGAAGUCGAGUCGGGGAAGGGGGGGGGGAGAUUAGAAGUGGAUCACUGACUAAGCAGUGGACACACACGUCAUCAUUGUCCUGGACCUGGUGUGAAGCUGAUCACCCUGAAGGCUGCUAAUACGCUGUCCAUGAUUGGUCAGCUCUAAUUUGAGCACCCCCUCCUCUUUUUUCGUAUGCAAAUGCGCUUAUUACUGGUGACUGAUUUGCGCUGAGUAAAGUGAGGGCUAGUGAUUAUUUUUUUUAUAUUAUAAGACAGACUCGUUUUGGCUUUGUGGUAUUGCUGGUUGUAGGAUCAUUUUGUUUAAAAUUGCAGGACGACCAAGAAACAAUAACUACAAUGCAACAGGCAUUUUUAAUGGUGCAGCAUUUGGUUUAAACGCGCACCUUGUGGGGCAACAAAUAACGUUAAUACAACUGGAAUUUCUCCUAAGGCACUCGUAACAAUUGCAAUGUGGCUUGUAAGCUGGGUCAAGUAUGUGAGCUCCCCAUAAUUACCGGGAUCUGCAUAUCACCCGAAACGGGAUCUCACCGAUAACUUUUAAAAUACUUUUUAUAAAGAAUUAACAUAAGUUUACACGGGAAAAUAAGAGAUUCAAACAGAAAUAAUAUACGCACCUGAACUGCACUUUUACCAUAAAGUAAUAGGUUUGAGUCAUUCAUUGCACAUUCAUAUACAAUUUGACUUACCGUUAGGUGUUGACAUAUUUGACCUACUCAGCCUACUGCCUAUACUAAUUUUUCAAAUUAAGACUGAAUGAGUAGGUCUAGAACUUAUUAUACAGUUUCAGUUGUCAAAUUUCAAAGUGUAACUGUAACACACAAAGAUCAAUUUGAUCAAAAAAGACAAAAUCUUCACUCUAAAACCGUUCUCUGCACAUGAAACGGUCUGGGCCUAUAACUGUCAUCUCUCAUUAUUUUUAAUGUGUGCAAAAGAAAAACGGUUGGUUUGUAUCAAUCUGAUCAGAUGGAAUGUUAAUGCACAUUCACAUAUGAUUUUCAUUUGUUUUAUUUGACUCUCAUUCUCAUUAUUUCAUAGCCAUACUGACAUUAUUAAUUUUGUACUCUACUGAACAAAAUUUUCUGCAGGCAGGAACAGAAGGUUUGUUGUGAAGUGCUGGAUCGUAUGUUGACAACCCUAAGCCCCCCUACAGUUGUUAUAAAUUUUCACAGUCAUCUCCUCAGAUGGUUGAGAUUACCAGAUGAUUCUUUGAAGGCCCUCUGCCUCCCUCAGGUAACACCCCCGCUAUCACUGAGCAUUUAAAAAUUUAGAGUGAAUUCUGAUUAUGUGUCAUUUACUAGCCAGAACAUAAUGCCAUCUUUCUGAACUUCUUCAUAAAGAGUUAUAAAUGAGAAUAAUAAAAAAAAAAUUUUUUAAAGACUAGAAAGUUGAAUGACCUUUGAGAUAUUUUAAAUAGGAAAGGGUUGAGGACAGCCGCCACAACCCCCCCCCCAUGAAUGUGAAAACUACCUUAAUUAUUUAAUAUUACAAUAUCCCCUAAAAUGAGCUCUCAGACUAUUUUUUUAUAAACCAUUAUGAUUAUGACAUGAAAUAACAUUAAGUGAAGUCAUUUCACUGUAUUCCAGUGUUUCCUAACUUGUGACUUAUCCCCGUCAGAGAGGCAAGUUGUAGAUUAUAGAAGGACAUAUAAUAGUCUUUGUUACAGUAACGUAGGAAAAAGGGAAGGGGGGUUCGAGAAGCAGUCGGCCUCUGGCAGCACUUUUUUCUUCAUAGGGAGGGACAGCAUUUUCAACCAACUCAGGAGUUUUUCAUGACAGUGAGUGGCUAAAAUAUUGGCCCUCCAGGGGAGGGGGUGCACUAACCCUAGCUACACCAAAGCUCUGGGAUAUAAGAAAUGUAAGGGGGGGGGGUGAAAUGUUAAAACAUGAUUUUUUUUUAAUUUUAACCACUUUCAUAGUUUUUCAUUUAUAUGGUAAUAAAAAAAUAUUUCACUUUUUUUGGAUAAGUUUUAUCCUACACUACAAUUAGGAAUCUCGAGACCUAAAAUGGCAUGAAGAUUGAAAUUAAAUCUUCUUUAAGGCAGCAUAAAAAUUCUUUCUUAAUUAUCACAAAUUGGGGGGNUCGUAAAAAAACAACAUUUUAGGUGAAAAGCUGGGAAGCAAUUCCAGGAAUGCGUGGAAAAUUUUUGUACCUGGUUCUCCCAUUGCAGCUAUUUUGUUCAUCAGCCUAACUAAAUAAUUACAUCACAAAUAACAUCACAUAGGCACGGUAUCACCUGUGAAGAACUAUUACUAUUUGAAGACUUUUACAGAACAAUUGGCUGACAAGAAGGUGGGGGGGGGAGGCUUAUUUUGUGCUUACAAGCUUUAUGGACAACCCUUUAAGAGAGUAAACCACUUUUCAUCUCACUACUAAUAGUUUCUUUGUCAAAAUUCCUUUUAAGUGAUAGAUAGCCCCUUUUUUUGUUGCUCUGUGGAUUCUAUGAGAGAUUGCCUAUGUUAUUAGAAUUUAAGGUUUCUAAUUCUAUAACUUGCUCCCAAAAGUGAUUUAGAUUUAUGUAUCAGGUUUGUAAUUUCUCGAGAAUCCCAUAUUAUCUUAAUCGUUAUUCCGUGUUUCCCUAUCCAAGCUAUCAAAUUUCUUUUCCAGCUAUAGAACUGAUUUACAAAGCUGCAUUUCAGCCAAUAACAAUUUCAAGGGGAACAAAGAAGGAAGUAUACACCACUGUCAUAAGACCAGUUGUAACCUAUGCAAGUGAGACUUGGUCCCUUAUCAGAAAAGCAAAGAACCUACUCAAUACAAGGGAGAGGAAAAUUCUCAGGAAAAUAUAUGAUCUGUUGAUAGACAAUGAUGGUUGGAGAAUCUGUACAAACCAAGAGAUAUAUCAAUUGUACAAAGACCCACCCAUAGUCGCAACAUUAAAAAAGGCACACUGCAUUGGACAGGACACAGUGAGAAGGUGCCAAAUUGUAGAGCAGGAAAAGUGAUCUACAGGCAGAGGGCUCACCGGACGACCAAGACUGAGAUGGAUUGAUGAUGUGGAGAAGCACUUACACCAGCUGGAGGUUCGUGCGUGGAGGUGGAUAGCCAUGGAUCGAUUCUGCAUGGGCUGUAGCGCCAGAUGAUGCUGUUUGUUCAUCUCGGAGUUUAGAGAUCAGUUAAUCAAGGUUGCAAAUCCAAAAAUAAAAGCAAAUUUAUUUUAUAGUGCUUCUACAGAUUACUGAAAAAAAAAUUGUAAUUUCGUUAAGAUAUAAGUAUAUUCAUCCAACAAUUUUACAGAUUUCAAGACUUAGCAAAGAAGUACCCUCGCAGUUAUGCCAGUACGAAGACCUUGUCGAGGCCGUUGCAGAUCAGCUGACGUCAGACAGUCCAGAGGUUGGCCCACCUGCAGUUACUGUGCUAACAAACAUAGGUAUUCAUUAAAAUAGUGGCACAGUAUUGUUUACCUGUUCACCAGAAGAUUUAAAACUUGGUUGGGCUCAUCCUUAGCUAUGAUUAAAUGGCUGAGUGAACUAGAUGAAAUAGACUUGGGGAAUGGACACAUUUUUGGGGCUUGGUGUUUUCAUAAUUAACAAACAAGAUGACCCGUCACUUUUAAGGCAUAGUUUAUAAUGCAAAUUGAUAAACAAAAACAAAAGAGAAUAGAUAUUAAGUGUAGCAGAGUGGUGACUGACAGCUUUACAUUUAAACAUUAGUUUACAAAUCCAAUGAAAAUGAGGUCUUGAGAGGUACAGCUUUUACUUCUAUGGUUCUUUAGAGUAUGGUCAAUGGAAAUACAAGGAAAAAGAGGAGAAAAAUAGCGCCCCCCUCCCCAACCCCCUUGGAGAAUAUCGGAAAAGAACUUGUGCAUUAAAUGUAUAUUUAAAGGGAUAAACAAUUAAUUAAGAAUAGCUAGCACUUGACAUGACAGAUAACUCUGGAUAACCAAUGUUCUACAGGUUCUCCAUAGUAUGAAAAUUGUUCAAUAAACAUAGGAGAUAACUCUAGUUUUUUUCAGUUUCUUCAAAGUAUGACAGAUACAUAAAUUGCCAUAAACAUUGUUUUCAUAGUGAUCCAUAAUCAUGUUGGAUAAUAAAGGUGAACAGCAAUGAUGAUGAAUAUGAAUUGCCCACUACCAACACAUAUUAAAAUUUACUCUACCAAAAAAAAAAGGGAUUUAAAAAUGCGGAAUAACAAAGGAGUAACUUUGUUCCUUACAAGUAGGCUCUAGCAAAUAGAUCGGGCAUCCUUAAUAUAGGACUGAAGCGAAAUAUUGGAGUGCAACUUCAUCAGAGUCAGAAAAAAAAACGAGGAUGGCAUAAGAGUUAUUGCUGGUCACGUGAGGGCCAAUCCCAGUGCAUGAGUGACCAGCCUGAUCCAGGUCAUACACACUUCUGUUCUUCUGUCCAACUAGCAGAGAGAAAGAGAGGGUGGGUCACGGGAUGAUCACAUGCUGUGCAUGAUUGUCACUAGUCUGAUUAGUUUUUUAGCACACAGCAUUGUGUUAUUUUUAAUGUAAGGGGUUCUUUACAUAUAAUAGCCGAGGGCAGUGGUCGGCAAACUCAUAAGUCAAAAGAGCCAAAAAUCAGCAGCAGGACGAUAAAAAAAUUUUGGAGAGCCAAAUUUCUUUUCAAGAACCUGUCAAGAACAAUGUUUUUCGUAGUCUAAACCGAUUUUUGGCCGACCGGCCGAGCUGCACUCAGGUGGCUAAAGAGCCGCAUGGGGCUUGCGAGCCACGGUUUGCUGUCCAUUGGCACAGGGUUUACCCAAAGAUAAUAUUUAUAAGCAUUUCAAAAUGUUAAUUUUUGCAUAUAAUAUAAAGAGUGAUAUUUAAACUAUGCUUUUCUUUGCCAGGUGAAGACCCUUUAGGCCUGCAAGUUCUCUUCAGGGAUCCUAUACUCGGCAAGAUUGUGGAAGCAAUGCAGAAGAAUGAUAUUACAAGGUUUAGAAUAUACCAGGUAAGGUAAGAUUGAUUUUUUAUGGUACAGUGGUUUAUAGAACAAAGAAUCUGUAGAACUUAAUUUUUUAGUUUUAAAAGGUUACAAAUUUUUAGGGUGUUUGCGGAGCAGUGCUUUCCAAACUUUACAUGUUGGUGACACACUUUUUGGACUUAAAUAAUUUUGCGACUCUUCACAUGAGUUUCACCAUUAAACUGGAGGUCAAACUAACCUGUAAAAUGUAAUCUCAAAGGCAAGUAGUCCAUAUUUUGGGCGAGCCAUUAUCACAUUUAUUAUCAAACCGAGCCAUUUUGGAAUACUUUACCGAAUUCUCUUUGUUUUCUUUGGAUUCUUAAUUCCUAUCUUGUCUCCCAAAGAACAAAUCAGAUAGACCAGUAAAAACAUGAGUACCGCAGUUAUUUUCUCAGUUGCUUUCAUGUUGGUGUUGAUUUGAUUCAAAAUUUGUCAACACUAUCAUAAUAUCCAUUUAUGGCAAUCUGUUGCACGAAGUUAGUUUUGAAUUAGACCACAAAAUUCACUUUGUUUACUAUCCUAAGAAAAAUUUUUUUAGCAUCAGUCCCUCAGUUUGCAUGCACGAAGCCCCCCGACCUUGGAGCCAACAAAUUUCUGUGUUGUGUCAGCUUUUUAAAUUUCUAUCUCAUUUCUUCAGAAAUAUUGGCUGAAUGAUCUUGAUUUAAGGGAUCUACUUUUAGUAUAAGGGAAUAUGUGAAACAAAGUAUGGGAAAACCUGGAAAAGGACACCGCAAGACAAAGAGUGUAUUGGCAAAAAGCCUUCUUAAGCGAACAAACAAGUAACAAAAUAUAUUUGUCAAUAACUUUUCCUAAUACAUUUCUGGUGGUUUUUAAGUCCAAAAAAAAAUUCCAUGAAUGUUGGUAUGGCUUAUUUUCACGUGACACACUUUCACCCUGUAGGUGAUACACUACAGUAUCAAGACACACAGUUUGGAAAGCACUGGCGGGAAGGUUUAUAAAUGGUGAUCAAGUUUUAACAUUUAUUGAGAUUUAUAAAAGAAGAAACUUAGGGUGUUGAAAGGUGCAAGACUUGCUCAAGGUCAGAGAAAAGAUCUUUUCACUAAAUGAUACACUGGCCUGGUUCAGUAAGUCAUAGGACUGGUUCAGUAAGUCAUUGAACUGGAUCAGUAAGUCAUAGGACUGGUUCAGUAAGUCAUAGGACUGGAUCAGUAAGUCAUAGGACUGGAUCAGUAAGUCAUAGGACUGGUUCAGUAAGUCAUAGGACUGGUUUAGUAAGUCAUAGGACUGGAUCAGUAAGUCAUAGGACUGGAUCAGUAAGUCAUAGGACUGGUUCAGUAAGUCAUAGGACUGGAUCAGUAAGUCGUAGGACUGGUUCAAUAAGUCAUAGGACUGGUUCAGUAAGUCAUAGAGCUGGUUCAGUAAGUCAUAGGACUGGUUCAGUAAGUCGUAGGACUGGUUCAGUAAGUCAUAGGACAGGAUCAUUAAAAUUAGCUUCUGUUCAGUAAAAUAUCAGAGUUGACUUAAGAUUUUUCUUUGAACUCUUUUUUUUUAUUGUAAGAAUGAUGGUUUUAAAAGUUGGGGGACUCAAUGAUGUUCAUACCAACCAGUUUCAACACAAGAACAUCCAUAACAAUUUCUUCUCUCAUUCAUUUUAGCCUGAAGCAAAUUUCAGAGUUAAGGCUCCUUACAUCAUUUAAAAUAUGACUCAUUCAGAAACUUAAAUUUUGUUCAAUUCCAGAUCGCCACAGAUUUAAGUAAAACAUCUUCAGCGGCCCUAAAUUUUUCAGUGGCGGCUGGCCUACUCCAGGAGCUGCUACGUGAAGUACAGGCCAAUGAUAUUCUUGUCCAGCUCAAUGCCAUAGAACUGAUCUCGGACCUGGCACAGUCUUCACAUGGGCUAGCUUUUCUAGACCACCAGGGCAUUGUGGGUAAACUAGAAGAGAUGAUGUUAGGACUCAAUGAGAAUCCAAUGAUGGGUCUGCUUCUGCCAGGUAGACAUUACUGUUUGUUAUCCAUAUGUUCCAAUUCGUAAAUGACCUGUACAUCUACAUGCAGCAAUAUAUCUCAUAAAUGACCUGUGCAUCCACAUACAGCAUUUGCGUUUAGUAAAUGACGAUUUAGUCAACAUCCAGUUUUUACCUAGCUCUAGACAAAACAAGCUAUUUCACACAUAAAAUAGCAAAGAUGGGGUAACAGUAAAAAAGCAAAGAUGGUAUUACAAUAAAAUUUCAAAGAUGGUGGUUCAAUGAAAUACCAAAAUGAUGAUAAAAUAAAAUAGCUUUGAUGGUGGUGCAAACCUUUUAACAAAAAUGUCAAAAUGAUGAUACGGCAGAAGUUAUUAAGUCAAUUUUUUUGGAGACAUGAAGAAAUGGUGACAUCAAAUCUUUCAUUAAAAAUAUUAGCAUAUUGUUAUCAUACUUUUAAUGUAUCGAUGAGGAAUGUGGACAGUCAAUAAUAAAUAACAUUUACUGAAGUGUACAAAACAGUUUGGCUCAAUGACAAAUAUCAGUUCAUUGUUACCAAUGACAGUUCAACUAUGUUAUGGUUAAACAUCAAAUUAUAUAAUUAAAAUUAAAGAUUUUAUGUUAUAAGUUAUUGUGCUUCUUGUGAGUAUAAAGGAGAAAAUUCAUGGGUGCUCACUGGUGUGUCACAGAUAUAAAAUGUUCUUUCAUUUAUUCCUACGAUAUUCAACUAUCUGUAAGUUAAAAUAAUUCUGAAAAAAUAUCUAUUGACUAAAAAUCCAAAUUGACUUUUUUUUAAAUAUAAAAUGAAAUUUUUUUUCCCCAAAGUUUUAACAUGAAACCCUACAACUGCCCCUCCAAAUUUUUUUUUUUUUCCCUUGAACUUGAACAGGACUCAUAAAGUUUUUUGGAGGCCUUUCAAAAUAUCAUCCUAAAGAAGUCCUGUCUAAAUUUGACCACUUUGUGAAGAUGGUUUUAAAUAAUGUGGACCAUGGAGAACCAACCUUGAAAGGUCUAUCUGUGGACACUAUCGGAUUCAUUGCUUCAACUCCUGAAGGAAAGUUGGCUCUAGAUAAAAUAGGUAGGAGAGAACUACAUUGAGAAAACUUAAUUGCUAUUGAAGUAUAAAAAAAAAAAAUCAAUUUACUCUGAUUGCCAUGUGUAAAUUAUUAAGUAUAUAAGUUGGCACACCAUUUAUUAACAGCUGACCAUUGUCUUUUGUAGGAAAUCCUGUUACAGAGUGCAUUCAUAGUAUGGGAAAUCUUAUCAGGACGGGACCAUCUGAGCUCAAAGCCCGGUCUCUGCAGGCAAUGUCCAACAUUAUUUACCUAGAGGUACAUGAAUCCCAUCAUUCAAUUUCUGUAUUACCCCCUUCAUCAGUGUUUUCCAACGAGGGUUUGUGUUGUGCUGUUAUUGUUUGAGAUUCAUUUUAAUACAAAAAUCAUUUGACUUAUCGUAAGUUUUAUUCUAAAAAAUUGAAUGUUACUGUCUGAACAGGCUUUAAAGUUGAAGUUCUUUUAAUAUAUUAAAGGCAGCAAGAAACUUUAUUUGAAAUCUCUUCGAAAAGGGUUGGAUGGGGCAUUAACCCGUUAAGUGCUCAGGUGGGCAAAGAAGAUUGCCUUACAUUCUCCUUAGCUUUAAUGCUUACCGUUAUCAGCUUUUACAUAAUGACAUUCCUUAUUGGUCAGUAAUUUUACAGUAAAGCACAUUUCAACAAAUCUCUCUUAUAAACAAAUGUAAAAUCACCUGCAUUUAUGAGAAAAAACCUGGCAGAUCAAUAGUAACUGGUUGACAAAUUAUAAGGGAGAACAAUCUCAAAAACUAACUCAAGCUAAAGAUCGCAUUGCGGUUAUUUAUUUUAAGUACAUUGAGUUUUUUUUAUUGAUCCAGAUAAAAAUAUGGUCAUUUAUUAGCUGUCAAUUAACCCCAUACUAACUACCCGUAUUAUUUUGUCAUUAAUUUUCUUUUACAUACCAGUACGGCUCGUUUACUCUCCCACUCUUAUAAUGUAAUCUUUAGUUCACAACUUUCCCUUAAAUACAGGAAGAAAACCAAACGGACGAGCUGCUGAACAUCACUCAGAGAUGGUUCAGUACUUCCAUGUCUGAUCCAUUUAAUACUGUUUGGUCCAUAGCACAACAACCUUUUCUGGACCUCCGUGUGCCUGCCUUUCAGCUACUACACAACUUGGCCGCUCUCCCGUGGGGACAGAGACUUAUGAACAAUGUGCCGGGGUUUAAAGAGUAUCUCCUAGACAGAUCCACAGAACAUACCAAAGAAGGAAAAGAUGUCAAAUUUGAACUUAUCAAAAUAUUGGCUCAUUCGCCAACAGCCCCGGACAUUUUUGGAAGGCCUUAUCAUGUGAAGCUCACUGAGUAUUUCAACCAGGGUCCCUUCUAUGUCGUGGCUCAGUCAGAAGUGGCCAUGGAAGGAGAAUAGUGUUGUUUUCAUGAGUCCAGCCCACUCAUCCUGAUCAAUAAAUGAUGUUUUAUUUCCUGUUAUUUA
Messenger RNA from Lymnaea stagnalis (great pond snail), 11715 nucleotides. The record is from the annotation of a GenBank genome assembly. Lineage: Eukaryota; Metazoa; Mollusca; Gastropoda; Lymnaeidae.